This is a messenger RNA of Sebastes umbrosus (honeycomb rockfish), 2830 nucleotides long. It is a transcript of the gene fkbp8, whose product is annotated as FKBP prolyl isomerase 8. The coding region runs from base 203 to 1417 and encodes 404 amino acids. Gene Ontology annotation, molecular function: peptidyl-prolyl cis-trans isomerase activity; protein binding. NCBI's taxonomy places the organism in Eukaryota, Metazoa, Chordata, Actinopteri, Perciformes, Sebastidae. The record is from RefSeq and is a predicted model, not a curated record. The transcript has 9 exons.
GAGCUGGAGAGCCUCAUGUGGCUCCAGAGCUGCAGGUUGUUGACCCCCUGACCCCUGACCUAGAUGUACAGCAUCACAUCCGGGUCCUACUGGUCCCGUGAUCACCAACAGCAGACUGACUUCACCACACUGUACACUGAAGGGGAGCUUCUCCAGGACCAAAACAAGCCUCUACACUGACACUGCUUCAAGUGUUCUACCAAUGACUGAUAAAGAGGAGAUUAUGGACACCUCUGAUAGCCAUGACAUUGCGCCAUCGGUGAAGAAGAACGGACGAACCUCGUUGCUGGACAGCGGGGAGGACUUUGAGGUUUUAGAUGAAGAAGAUAUUGACGACGACCCCCCUCCUCUGGAAGAUGCCGGGGGUGGGAAGGGGAAAAAUACAGAUGAGUCUGAAAAGAACAGUGCAGACACAGAUUCAGACCCUCCUGGUCCAGUGGAAGAAUGGCUGGAUGUAUUAGGUAAUGACCAGCUGAAGAAAAAGGUCCUGGAGGCAGGGGAAGGGCGAGACAGUCGACCACAGAAAGGACAGAAUGUAAAGAUUAAUCUUAAAACAUCCCUGAAGGACGGGACACUUGUAGAGGAGCAGCCUGACCUCUCCUUCACUCUCGGAGAUGGAGACGUCAUACACGCUCUGGAUCUCACAGUGCAGCUCAUGGAAAUGGGAGAGAAGGCCCUUAUCGAGACUGAUGCAAAAUAUGCAUAUGGUCCCCGGGGGAGUCUUGAGCCCGAGGUUCCCUCUGAAGCUGAGCUGUCCCUAGAAGUGGAACUGCUGGAGGCUACUGAUGCCCCAGACCUGGAGCUGCUGCAGCCUACAGAAAAGAUUGCGCUGGCCAGCAAUAAGAGAGAGAGAGGCAACGUUCAUUAUCAGCGUGGGGACUACGCUUUUGCUGUGAAUUCAUACAGCAUUGCCCUGCAGAUAACAGAGUCUAGUUCUAAAGUUGACAUUAGUCCUGAGGAGGAGAAUGAGCUGAUGGACGUAAGAGUGAAGUGUUUAAACAACAUGGCUGCUUCUCAGUUGAAACUGGACCACUAUGACGCAGCGCUUAAAUCCUGCGUCUCAGCACUGGAACACCAGCCAGACAACAUAAAAGCACUUUUCCGCAUGGGCAAGGUACUAGCCUUGCAAGGAGAAUACACUGAAGCCAUUCAAACUCUGAGGAAGGCGCUGAAGUUGGAACCAAGCAACAAGACGAUCCACGCAGAGCUCUCCAAGCUGGUGAAGAAGAAUUCGGAGCAGCGAGGAGCGGAGCAGGCCAUGUAUAAGAAGAUGCUGGGUAACCCCGCUGGUAGCAGCAGUUCACAGAAACGCCGGGCCAAGUCUUCAUGGGGUCUCAGCUGGAAAUGGCUAUUCGGUGCCACUGCAGUAGCCAUCGGCGGUGUAGCAUUAUCCGUUGUGAUAGCUGCUAGAAACUGAACCAAGCAUGUGAUGAGCCUGACCAAGCAGCCCCUGCAACGUGAACCUAAAUAACAGAAGCACAUCUGGCAGUGCCUUCUGACCUCUGGUCAAACGGGGGUUGGAAAUGUCAGUCGGUCAGUCGCCUCUUCACCGUCACUCUCCUUUCUCUGCUAUGUUUGAGAACUAUAUGUGACAAAUGAUUAAAAAAACAUCAAUAUUUGCAUAUGGGAACUGUAUUUCCAACCUUAUAAAUGUGUAUGCAUAUCUGUCACGUUGCCAGACACUGUCUUUUUUUUGCUGCCAUUGUUUGUGUCUUUGGUAGUUAAUGUUGCUUAUUUUGAGCAUCGAAAUGUAAAAUAAUUUACUGUAGAUUCAGAUAGGAGCUAUUUAAGAAUAUUUUUCCCAUUAAGAAUAGCUAUUGUGAUACGGUUCUAUGUUAUGCUAUAGUUUUAAAACGUCAGAUUGUGCAGUUAAAUUAAUAUUUCCUAUCCGAGAGAGAAUGUGUGAUUUGUUUUAGUUAUGGUACAAUAUUUCCUGUUGACUAAUGCAGAUGCUCUUUUAUUUGAGGUCCACACGCAAAGCAUCUGGCUUGUGUGCUAUAGCUUUCACGCCCUUUCUAGAGACUUUUCGUACGCUAAGUGGACAGAAAAAUAGAAACACCAGUAUAAUGUAAUGCAAAACAACAGUCAGCUGUUGUUGCUGAAGUUGUUUGUGUGUUGAAUCCGUACUAUGUGUGAGGCUGGAGUUUGUUAUGAUAUUAUGCUGAAAGGUAUUCCUAAAAUUGUAUCCACCUCAUUUACAUAUAUGGAGGAGCUAAAGUAUAAGAAACCCCUCCCAAAAUACAGCAGUUAAUUAAAAUACAACAAACGGCAGCCUCACAAAGUACCAUGUAAUUGAAUCAACGCCUAUCUGACACUGUCAACAGCAACAAACAAUAAUAACAUGAACAUCAAUGCUGGGGGGUUUCUAUAUUCUUGGUCAUUUGUGUAUACAAGGACAGAGAAUGGUACCUAGUUUCUCAGUGAUGUCGCUAUGAACAAUUCUGAAGGAGAGCUUAUUUUUUAUUAAAUUUCAGUCGAUUAUACCUCACUUUUUGAUGAUUAAGACCAAAUGUUGAAGGAUGACACUUCAAAUACAAUGUUGGGUGUGUAUUUUUUAUUUUUUUUUGUCCCUUACAUGUUUUGCCUGUGAAGUUUUCCUUCCAUGAUGUUGCUUUGGGUGUUUAUUCCACUGUUGUUUUGUUUUAAUAAUUUCCUUCUAAUGUGUCAUCACUGAAUCUGUGGCUUCUUCAGAGUAUAGAUGGUCGGCCUACAGAGCCAAAAGUUGCAUAAACUCUUAAGAGUUGGUGACAAACGAAGUGGUCGUGAAAGUUCCCAGCAUUCCCUGUAUUUAAUUUUAUAUUCAUCACAAUAAAAUUUGUCUGUUAUCAAA